Molecule: messenger RNA, 2350 nt
Organism: Anneissia japonica
Lineage: Eukaryota; Metazoa; Echinodermata; Crinoidea; Comatulida; Comatulidae
Product: spliceosome RNA helicase DDX39B
Exons: 10
Coding region: 11-1399 (462 amino acids)
Biological process (GO): mRNA export from nucleus; mRNA splicing, via spliceosome
Molecular function (GO): RNA binding; ATP binding; RNA helicase activity
Source: RefSeq, a predicted model, not a curated record
CAUCUUUUGGAUGACGCGUAAGCAGCCAUUUUGUAAGCUAUUUGUUCAGUUUGGACGAAGAAGUCGCUUGUGUUUUAAAUCUGUCUUAUUAAAGCUAUUACUAUAUUACUAUAAUAAAAUGGCUGAAAAUGAGGAUGUACUUUUGGACUACGAGGAGGAUGAGCCAGAAGUGGCACCAGAAGCUGCCGGAGAUGGUCCUGCAGCUAAGAAGGAAGUGAAAGGCACCUAUGUCUCCAUCCACAGUUCUGGUUUCCGAGAUUUCUUACUCAAGCCUGAGCUUCUCAGAGCAAUUGUUGAUUGUGGUUUUGAGCAUCCAUCUGAAGUACAACACGAGUGCAUUCCGCAGGCUAUUCUUGGUAUGGAUGUUCUUUGCCAGGCUAAAUCUGGUAUGGGAAAAACUGCAGUCUUUGUCCUGGCAACAUUACAACAAAUAGAACCAGUUGAUGGGCAGGUGUCUGUGCUCGUCAUGUGCCACACAAGAGAGUUGGCAUAUCAGAUUGCCAAAGAAUAUGAACGUUUCUCCAAGUACAUGCCAUCAAUCAAAGUUGGUGUCUUCUUCGGAGGCCUCCACAUCAACAAGGAUGUGCAGGCUUUGAAAACAAAUUGUCCUCACAUAGUCGUUGGAACCCCGGGUAGAACGCUGGCUCUUGGACGUCAGAAGUCGCUUGCUUUGAAGAAUGUAAAGCAUUUUAUUUUGGAUGAGUGUGACAAAAUGUUGGAACAACUUGAUAUGCGACGUGAUGUGCAAGAAAUCUUCAGAAUGACACCACAUGAGAAGCAAGUGAUGAUGUUCAGUGCAACCCUGAGCAAGGAAAUUCGACCGGUUUGCAAGAAGUUUAUGCAAGACCCUAUGGAAGUGUAUGUUGAUGAUGAGACCAAACUGACGCUACAUGGCCUUCAGCAGUACUACGUGAAAUUGAAGGAUAAUGAGAAAAAUAGAAAGCUGUUUGAUCUUCUGGAUGUUUUGGAAUUCAAUCAGGUUGUCAUAUUUGUGAAGUCAGUGCAGCGUUGCAUUGCUCUUGCACAGCUGCUGGUGGAACAGAACUUCCCAGCCAUUGCCAUCCACAGAUCCAUGCUCCAGGAAGAGAGAUUGUCUCGUUAUCAGCAAUUUAAGGAUUUCCAGAAACGUAUCCUUGUGGCUACGAACUUGUUUGGCCGUGGUAUGGAUAUUGAGCGUGUGAAUAUUGUAUUCAACUACGAUAUGCCAGAAGAUUCAGACACCUACUUGCAUAGGGUUGCUCGUGCUGGACGUUUCGGUACAAAAGGUCUUGCUGUCACGUUUGUGUCCGACGAAACGGAUGCCAAAACAUUGAACGAGGUUCAAGACCGAUUUGAAGUGAACAUUGGUGAACUGCCCGAGGAGAUCGACAUGUCUUCAUACAUUGAGGCUACUGUCUGAUGAAGCUACUCAAAAUCAAUCCAGUAAUGUUGCUGUUUCACAACAAUGAAAUUAUUGACCUAAACGAUGAACAACAUCUUGCUUAUGGGCCAUUGCAUGCUACGACAUGUUAACUUGAUCUGCAACGCAUCGCAACCAUUGUGAUUGGAAAUUUAUGUAGCUGUAUUGACUACCAAACACUAUAUACUAUUGUUUAACAUGUUAUAAUUUUUUGUACAAUUUGUUUUUCUCUAUCAUUAGUUUUAUUUUCUAUCAAUACAAAAUUUGACUGUUUUUACUACAUGUAUAAUUUGGUUUCACAAAACUUUAAAUACUAUAUUUAUAUGUCCUGUGGCUUAUAGGUGUUAGAAUUGGUAUUUUUACAUUCAAAAUUUAUCUAAUUCGUAUAGUUAUACUGCUUGUAAUUUUGGUUAAUACUGUAAUGGUUUUGGAAUUAAAAUUUAAAAACCAUAUUUUUGUACCAUUGUGUUCGUCAGCACUGUACUGAAUUAUGACAUUGGUUUUCAAAUAUUAUAUAGUUGGAAAAUUGUUACUGUACAUCAUAAAAUAACAUGAAUUUUAAAUUAAUGUACUAGGAUUAAUUAAUCCUAAAUUUACCAUAUAGUUAAUAUAGGGAAGCAUUUGGUUACAAUCUAGAUCAUUCUUAUAAACUGUAUGUAUUGCAAUGACAGAAAUAUGUGUAUGGUGAUAAUCCAAAAUGCAUAGAGCAUAAAAUUUCUUCAGUCCUGUAAAAAAGUUAAAUUUGGUCUUACCAAUAUUAGCAUUGUUCCAACUGUUUACUGCAAGGGAAAUAGGAAUUAAAUAAUGAACAUCAAACUUUUAAUUCACUCAUUUUAAAAUGAUUUUUUUUCUUUUUCAUAUCAAACAUUGUCUGUAUUGGUAUGUAUUGUUGUAUGUAAAUGAUAGUUUGAUGCAAGUUUUUUGACAAAUAAAAUUGAUUAAAAAAAAAAU